AUAAAAUUGGACUACCAAUUCCCAAUAAACAGUUAUUACAGUCGCGUCAGUCGUCCGAUUCGUCAGCUUGUAGUGAUUUUCCGAAACAGCUGUCAAGUCGAAUUGGCAAAUUCCUGAGGAAUACAAGGAACCGGCAAAAAUUCUGCACAAUAUGUGCCUAAAGGAAUCGGGUGCCUCCGAGGAGCUGAUACGUACUUGCAUGGACGGAACAAUCCACGAGGACCGAGGGGUCCAGUGUUACAUUCAUUGUCUCUUCGACAAGCUAAUGGUUAUCAAUGAAGAAACUGGACACAUACAUUUGGAUCGGUUGGCCAAGCUUGCCCCGAACACCGACAUGCAGGAAGCGUUUCACUUUCUGCACAAGGAGUGUGGCCAUAUAUUAACGGAGGACCACUGUUUGACGGCGUUCCAAGCAGCCAAAUGCUAUUUCGAUUCCCACGCGGAAGUAGUUAAAUUCUGUCAUCUGCUAGUGGCGGAUUUGGAAAUCUAAGCCUGUUUGCUGAUGAUGACCUACUUUCUUUUACCUUCUGGAGACUGCAAUGCUGAUUUAGAUUUAACAAUGUAACAUGUAGUACAGAACAUACAUACAGGACCACCUCGCAAUAUAAAAAUAAUAAAAAAAAUGAC
This is a messenger RNA of Wyeomyia smithii (pitcher-plant mosquito), 627 nucleotides long. Its product is annotated as pheromone-binding protein-related protein 6-like. Gene Ontology annotation, molecular function: odorant binding. NCBI's taxonomy places the organism in Eukaryota, Metazoa, Arthropoda, Insecta, Diptera, Culicidae. The record is from RefSeq and is a predicted model, not a curated record. Bases 152 to 490 code for a protein of 112 amino acids. The transcript is spliced from 3 exons. Gene Ontology annotation, biological process: sensory perception of smell.